Messenger RNA from Hippocampus comes (tiger tail seahorse), 4227 nucleotides. RefSeq names its product WT1 interacting protein (gene wtip). Gene Ontology annotation, cellular component: P-body; adherens junction; nucleus. Bases 234 to 2135 code for a protein of 633 amino acids. Gene Ontology annotation, molecular function: transcription corepressor activity. NCBI's taxonomy places the organism in Eukaryota, Metazoa, Chordata, Actinopteri, Syngnathiformes, Syngnathidae. The record is from RefSeq and is a predicted model, not a curated record. Gene Ontology annotation, biological process: negative regulation of hippo signaling; regulation of DNA-templated transcription; cytoskeleton organization. The transcript has 9 exons.
GCAAUGCAAGGCGGCCAGACACCAACCAGCGAGGUGAAAUUCCUCCGCGCAGCGCGCCAUUGACUCUGCAGUAGGAGCGGAGAGGACGGACAUGUGGCUCGCGACGACAGGGAAAAACACCUUAGCACCGGGUCGUUUGGAUUAUUCGCCGUGUUUUAUUCCUCCCGAAUGGACCUCCGCUAGUGGUCCACGCUAACUUGUUUCCGGACUACAAAAACUACAACAACAACAACAUGGAGCACUAUCAGCACGACGUGGAUCUCCGCGCCGGCCAAAUGAUGGACGAGCUUUCCUUGUACGACGCUUACCGCCGACAGGACGCCGCGGGAAGGGAUUUGGACUCGACGGCGACCGCGCUCCGGCAGCAGCAUCACACCGUGGAGAACUUCACGUCUGCGAACAAAGUCUACAACGCGGCUCCAGUGCGUCCGGUGCAAUGCAGCCGGACCGUCCCUGUGGAUUUCUGCACCCCGCAAAGGGAGGCGGGCUACGCCGAGGAGGGCUGCUGCAAGUCCGAAGUGGCGCUGCCCUGCUACACCGGCGCCUCCGAGAGGCAACGACGUUACUCGCUCGAAGUGCACCGGUACAGCACCGGCUCCGCGUUCGACGCCCUCCACAAGCCGUUGCCUCUGCCCGGCAACAGGUGCAACAGCGUGUGUAUGGACGGCAGGCACCACAGCCCGCGCUCAAGCCUGGCAUCCUCAUCCGUCUCAUCGCAGGAGCAAAGCAAGCAUGCCAGCCCCCGGGCGAGUCUGGUGGUGGCGGUGCCCAGCCUGGUGCACUGCGAGGGGUCCAGCGUCCUGAGCCCGAGGUCCAGCUACGCGAGCACAGCCAGUGACACCAGCAAGCACUCCAGCCCCAGGACCAGUCUGAACAGCUGCGAUUGCUGCAGCAAGCCCAGCAGCAACCGGACCAGCGGCAUCAGCAUGGGCUAUGACCAGAGGCACGCAAGCCCCAGGUCCAGCACGGCCAGCCAGUACUCCUUCACUACCAGCCCCAGGUCCAGCUACUCGGACUCGCGCUACGGACCCCACGUCAGGGAUGAGUUUGAGGGGGCCGCCCCGCUUGUGGCCAGCCCCAGGUCCAGCAUUUGCAGCCAGGAUGGAAGCGCCAGAGCUCCGGUAUGUGUGCUCAGUCCCCGCUCCAGCAUCUCCAGCCACAGUUCAAGAAGCUCCCGCAGCUCCAGGGGUUCCAUGAGCACCUACCCGGACCUGCAGCUGCCCUCCCCCAGAGCCUCCAUGCUGGGGGGACACGACGACUCGCUCCUGCAUGAGCUGGGGGACCCCAACGGGAUGCACCCGCGUCUUCAUGUCCAGGAGCACCCCUUGUCCCUAGAAGUGACCUCCAAAACACCCACUGUGGGCCAGAGGUUCAAGGUGCCUUAUCAGGUGACCCCGAGCCGGGAGAGCGGGCCCAGUCAGGCGGAGAGGCGACUCGAGGCGCUCACCUUGGAGCUGGAGAAAGAGUUGGAGAUGCACAUGAAGAAGGAGUACUUUGGUAUCUGCAUUAAAUGCGGCAAAGGUGUGUACGGCGCCAGCCAAGCCUGCCAGGCGAUGGGGAAUCUUUAUCAUACCAACUGCUUCACCUGCUGCUCAUGUGGGAGGAGGUUGCGAGGGAAAGCCUUCUAUAAUGUGAACGGGAAGGUCUACUGUGAGGAAGACUUUUUGUACUCAGGUUUCCAGCAGACGGCCGAGAAGUGCUUUGUGUGUGGCCACCUCAUCAUGGAGAUGAUCCUCCAGGCGCUGGGCAAGUCCUACCAUCCAGGCUGCUUCCGCUGUGUGGUGUGUAAAGAAGGUCUGGACGGGGUGCCCUUCACUGUAGAUGUGGAGAACAAUAUCUACUGUGUCAAAGACUACCACACGGUUUUUGCUCCCAAGUGUUCCUCCUGCAACCAGCCCAUUCUCCCAGCUCAGGGCUCCGAGGAGACCAUUCGGGUGGUCUCGAUGGACAAGGACUACCAUGUGGAAUGUUACCACUGUGAGGACUGUGGCCUCCAGCUAAAUGAUGAGGAGGGUCACCGCUGUUACCCUCUAGACGGCCACCUACUCUGCCACGGCUGCCACAUCCGUCGACUGCAGUCUGAGGUUCCGGGGCACCCGCCCCCUAGCUACCCGCUUCACGUCACUGAGCUGUGAAGGGGAAGGGGAGAAAAAGGGGGCCUUGCAAACCCCCUCCCCCAUGUACCUCCCCACGUGGGCCGAGAUGCCAACCUGCCCCACCUAUGCAGGAUACACAGUUGGGGUGAUGUGUCCUUGUGUAGUGCCCGGGUAGUGGAUUCGCCACCGCUGGCUGGACCAGUCAGCCCUUGUGUGGCCAUGUCGUGCCUGUCUCCCAGCGACCUGCUUUGAGCUGGGAAGGGGAGGGUGGGAGGCAAAGCCAACCCCCACCUGUCACCUGUCCCACCUUCUCAGCAUCCAUCUUGAGUGUCUUCCUCUUUUUCUGCCCUUGAUGACCCACUCUUAUUCUUAUGACCCCCUCCUGGCUGGACCGCUAAGAUUCUCUCGGGUAUCGCCCGUCACCUUAGUAUGAGAUGGGGAGAUCUUACCCACCUACUGGAUAAAGCUUCCAUAGCGUGAUGGACUUACUUUGCUGCUCAACCCCCCUCCCAAUGGUGUCCCCCAACCCUUUCUUUCGAAUAAAUAACUGUCGCCCAGAGGGGCCAUCGCUGGCCGGAGGGGAAUAUCCCAAUGCGGCUGUGUUGUGCCUUUAGAGAGGGGUGUCCGUGUGGCUGCUAACACUGAGCUAGUGCCCACCACCCCAACUUCGCCCGUGGCAACCCUUUCCGUUUACACUGACAUUCCGCGUAGACAUCUUUAGAUAAGACCUCCAGAGAUUCACUGUUUUAAUGCGGAAAGAGGAAAAUGCUGGACACACAUAGAUAGAUAGAUAUACACACACACACACACACACACACACACACACACACACACACACACACACACACACACAUAUAUAGAGAGGGUGUAAAUUGUUGCUGUCCUUGUGUCAUUUCAGCGCAAGACUGAAAGAUGUGGUUUGUCAACGUCUUUGAAAACUCGGAGCUGCUGGUCCCGCCCGAUUUUUUCCAAAGGAGUCGUUUCCGCCACUUCCGUUGGCUGGCGCUAACGAGUGUCAAGUUGUCUGUUUUGAUUGGCACUUUUCCCAACCUUGCUGUUUUUUUGGCCGAGUUGGUGCACCGGUGGCAGGACCACCUUGAUCUGCACCUGGCUGUGAUUGUGGGGGCAGCGCAGCAGCACCCUAAAAAAAAAACACCAAUGUCCGUUUUUCACCAAGACCUCCGCCAAGGCUUGUAAUGCAAUUGGAAAUAAAAAGCACAAUUCUGAGAUUUGACCAGAAUGUUGAGUUCACAUUGCAGCCAAACUGGGUUUGACAUCAUAGUACCUGUGAAGCCAUAAACAAAUCAGAUUGGACAGAUACUGUAGAUACCCACUGAUGUGGCAUGCUUUGGAUCUGAGCUUCGGAACGUGUCAUCAUUCAUGAAAGGGGGUAAAAAAAAAUGUAAAGACAGGACUUUGAAGAUAGCUUCCUUGGCGGAGGCAACAGAAAUCCAUUCCCAUGUCAUUUGGCACUGUUGACUAAAACCCACACAAAAUGGGGACAUUCUGUACUGUACACGCUUGUCCAUGAGCUCUUUGGCUCUGAUUGGCCAAAGUUCACCUUGGCUCCGCCUCUCAGGUGCAGGAUGGUGGAGACAGACACCAUCUUGUUCCCGCUCAAUACUACUGAGUAGAAUGUGUCCAUGAACAACACACUGACCACAACUAACUUAUCAUGACGCGAAUGUAACGCAAAUGAUUGUUUCUACCCGACAUUCCCAGCAUCGCCUUACGUUCAUUCACCUUUAUUAUUAUUAUAGUUAUUAUUAUUAUUAUAAUGAUGAUUGUUAUGUUUUCAAACAAAAUACUAGCACACGCCUAGCAUCCCUUGUACAUAAAGAGUCUAGUUUUGUAUUUUUGUUCUCUCGGAAAGAGAGGAGAGGACGGACGGCUCCUCCUCCGACUGGUUAGUUGCCACAAAGCACAUGUCACAUGAUCUUUUUUUUUUUUUAUCUCAAUGAUGAUGAUUAUUAUUAUUACCUAGAUGGUUCAUACGAAAAAAAAAGACUAGAGCUAUUUAUCUAAACAUGGAGAGAGACAAAUUAUUUAAUGUAUUAAAAAGAAGUCAGGAUGUAUCGUUUUAACUGUAGAGGACAUAAUCUGCUAUUCAAUAAAGUGGUUUUGUAGCUAA